Molecule: messenger RNA, 1930 nt
Organism: Daucus carota subsp. sativus
Lineage: Eukaryota; Viridiplantae; Streptophyta; Magnoliopsida; Apiales; Apiaceae
Product: inorganic phosphate transporter 1-4
Exons: 2
Coding region: 150-1751 (533 amino acids)
Biological process (GO): transmembrane transport; phosphate ion transport
Cellular component (GO): membrane
Molecular function (GO): phosphate transmembrane transporter activity
Source: RefSeq, a predicted model, not a curated record
CUCUCGAAUUCGCAUAUAAAUUACACUCCUAAUCCUAGUAUACUUCCAAACAUCUCUUUCUCCCCUGAAAUAUACACACAAACAAUUAUAAUUUGAUUGAAGACAGCAGAGAUUUAUACAACAUAAGACAAAGAGUGCAGCAGUUAGGCAUGGCUGGGAACAAUUUACAAGUUCUCAAUGCUCUGGAUGUUGCGAAAACACAGUGGUACCAUUUCACUGCAAUUAUAAUUGCUGGGAUGGGAUUUUUCACUGAUGCCUAUGAUCUCUUCUGCAUUUCACUGGUGACUAAAUUGCUUGGCCGCAUAUACUAUCAUGUCGACGGAUCAGGGAAGCCAGGCUCUUUGCCUCCUAAUGUGUCUGCUGCUGUCAAUGGCGUCGCGUUGUGUGGGACGUUAGCAGGGCAGCUGUUUUUUGGCUGGUUAGGUGACAAAUUGGGAAGAAAGAAAGUGUAUGGAUUGACAUUGAUGCUUAUGGUGCUCUGCUCAAUUGCCUCUGGCCUUUCGUUUGGGGAUGAGCCCAAGGCAGUCAUGACAACUCUCUGUUUUUUUCGGUUCUGGCUUGGUUUUGGGAUUGGUGGUGAUUACCCUCUUUCGGCUACCAUUAUGUCUGAGUACUCUAAUAAGAAGACGCGAGGGGCGUUCAUUGCUGCUGUGUUUGCUAUGCAGGGAUUUGGGAUUUUGGCAGGGGGGGUUUUCGCUAUUAUACUUUCUAGUGCCUUUGAUGCGAAAUUUAAGGCUUCAGCUUAUGAGAUGGAUCCGGUUGGCUCAACUGUCCCCCAGGCGGAUUAUGUUUGGAGGAUUAUUUUGAUGGUUGGCGCGCUUCCUGCACUACUGACAUACUACUGGAGGAUGAAGAUGCCUGAAACUGCUCGAUACACGGCCCUUGUGGCAAAGAAUGCAAACCAGGCUGCGUCAGAUAUGUCAAAGGUUCUGCAGGUUGACAUUGAGGCUGAGCAAAAGAAGGUGCAAGAAAUUGGGGAGAAAGAAGCUAAUUCAUUUGGUUUGUUUUCAAAGGAGUUUCUGACUCGCCAUGGGCUUCACUUGCUUGGCACAACAACGACAUGGUUCUUGCUGGACAUCGCGUACUACAGUCAGAACUUGUUCCAGAAGGACAUCUUCAGCGCGGUUGGUUGGAUUCCUGCAGCUAAAACUAUGAAUGCAAUUCAUGAGGUUUAUACGAUUGCAAGGGCACAAACACUCAUUGCAUUGUUUAGUACUGUUCCUGGUUACUGGUUCACAGUGGCUCUAAUCGAUAGGAUGGGAAGGUUUGCUAUUCAGUUGCUUGGUUUUUCCAUGAUGACCAUAUUUAUGUUUGCCCUGGCAAUUCCUUAUGACCACUGGACACACUCAGGCAACCAUAUAGGAUUCGUGGUUCUUUAUGCAUUGACCUUCUUCUUUGCCAAUUUUGGACCCAAUGCCACCACAUUCAUUGUGCCUGCGGAGAUUUUCCCUGCUAGAUUAAGGUCGACUUGCCACGGAAUAUCAGCUGCAUCUGGAAAGCUUGGAGCAAUAGUAGGUGCUUUUGGAUUCUUGUACUUGGCUCAAAACAAAGACAAGGCAAAGGCGGAUGCAGGGUAUCCUGCUGGCAUAGGUGUUAAAAAUUCGCUUUUGCUGUUGGCCUUCGUAAACCUUUUGGGGACAUUGUGUACUUUUAUGGUGCCCGAAGCCAAAGGAAAAUCUUUGGAAGAGAUGUCAGGUGAGAAUGAGGAGGAUGAAGCUGAGGCACAAAGUGUUUCUCGGGUGCCUAUAUAAUAACUCUGGGAGCAGUUAUCGUCUUAGAGUAUGUUUGAUGAAAGUUUUUUCUCAUAGUUAAAAAGUUGAUCAAAAUUUUUGAUUUCAAGUCAGAAAUUCAAGGAAUUCAGCAACAAAUGUAGCAGUUGGAAACAUUUGUAAUUUUAAAUUUUGCUAUCUUGUCUUUGUUUUAAUUGUUA